AUGAGCUUUACAUUGGGUUUACUGACGGAGUUCGUUCAACCGGUGGGUUGCUGUAAUGGACUUGUCUGCUUUCUCAAGCAAGGGCAUUUUGUCUUGUGGAAUCCAGCCACUAAAAUCUCCAACGAAUUACCGCAAAUAGUGACAGAGAAUGGAGAUAGACCCUCGUUCUUGAUCAAAUAUGGGUUCGGUUGGGAUGAAUCGAGUGGCGCAUACAAGGUGUUUGUGGAUUUUUCUAUCGGUCUUCACGAGCGUAUGUGCAAAGUUUAUAGCUCGAAGACAAAUUCAUGGAAGACGGUGGAGUAUCGGAGUUUUGGUUUUGUACGUGGUGGGGCGCAGGUUGCGAGUGGAAAGCUUUGUUGGCAAAGGAUGAAGAGCAAUGGUGGAAUGAACGUUUCUGACGUUGUUACAUUUGAUUUGAAGAUUGAGGAGUUUGGAGAGAUGGAGCUGCCAUGUGAUUCAAUAGUGAGCUUGGGCGUGCUUGAGGGAUGCCUUUGUGUGUUCUCUUAUAACAAGAGAACACACUUUGAUGUGUGGAUUAUGAAAGAGGAUUCUUGGGUGAAAGUGAUGGAUGUUCCUGUUUAUGAGCCUUGUCGAAUAUUUUCACUCGUGAAACGAGUAUUGAGAGGCCUAAACGCAGAGAUUUCGCUAAUCCAUGGAUCGGCUUUCUUGGUUCAGAAACUUAAUCUUGUAGAAGAGGAUGUGCUUUCGCUGCUCGACGUAAUCAAACGUUCAUUGAAAGCGAAUAUCUACUUUGAAAGUUUAGUAUCUCCGGUCUUUGACAAGGUUUGA
Molecule: messenger RNA, 789 nt
Organism: Salvia miltiorrhiza (redroot sage)
Lineage: Eukaryota; Viridiplantae; Streptophyta; Magnoliopsida; Lamiales; Lamiaceae
Product: F-box/kelch-repeat protein At3g23880-like
Exons: 1
Coding region: 1-789 (262 amino acids)
Source: RefSeq, a predicted model, not a curated record